AUGAAUCAAAAGAGAUCAGAGUCCUUCAUAAAAAAAGUGGAUACAAACACAGAAUUGCUUAUUUCAAGAUUCACCAACAUCAUAGGACUAUCCGCAUCCACCAGCUCACAGGAAGUACAGGCUUCAGAAAUGUUGCAAAUUGAACUACAUGCCCAAACUAUGGUGCGAUUAAUAGAGGAAUUGUUAUCAGUGUCCAGGACUUUGAAAGAAAGUUGGAUAUUAGGUCAAUUACCAGAGUCUAAGGAUGUUAAGGAUCCAACUAUUGGUAUAACUGAAAAGAUUAAUAAUGUUUUGGAUAAAGUUUUGAAUAGUGAGAAGUUUGAAGAAGAGGUUGAGAUUGAUGAAGAAGAGGUUGAGAUUGAUGAAGAUGAAGAAAUUGUUGACGAGACAGAGGAAGUGAAGGAAGAGCCAAAGCAAGAGGUCAAAGAUGAAGUAAAGAAGGAAGAAACGGUGAAGGAUGAAGUCACUGAGGAUACUGAGGUUAAAGAGGAGCCUAAAGACGUACAAGUGAAAGAAGAGAAAGAAGAAACUAAUGGGAUUAACGAGCAUAAUAAUGAAAAUGUGAAUAUACCGAAUGAUGAUGUGAUAGAUAUCAGUGAUAAUCCAAACUUUGAUGAAUUGGAUUUUGAAAGCUUUGGUAAUAUGGACCAAAACAAUGAUGAUAAUAAUGAUAUUAUAAUGAUUGAUUAA
Molecule: messenger RNA, 690 nt
Organism: Hansenula anomala
Lineage: Eukaryota; Fungi; Ascomycota; Saccharomycetes; Phaffomycetales; Wickerhamomycetaceae
Product: mediator of RNA polymerase II transcription subunit 22
Exons: 3
Coding region: 1-690 (229 amino acids)
Biological process (GO): regulation of transcription by RNA polymerase II
Cellular component (GO): mediator complex
Molecular function (GO): transcription coregulator activity
Source: RefSeq, a predicted model, not a curated record